Molecule: messenger RNA, 2844 nt
Organism: Jaculus jaculus (lesser Egyptian jerboa)
Lineage: Eukaryota; Metazoa; Chordata; Mammalia; Rodentia; Dipodidae
Gene: Qtrt2
Product: queuine tRNA-ribosyltransferase accessory subunit 2
Exons: 10
Coding region: 222-1469 (415 amino acids)
Molecular function (GO): tRNA-guanosine(34) queuine transglycosylase activity
Source: RefSeq, a predicted model, not a curated record
UCGCAUCCGAGGCGGUGGUUUAGGGCCGGGAAUCUCUCACGCCGGACACGUGUUAGCGCGCUGCGAGGACUUUGGGGUCCUGAAGGCGGAAGGAGUUGGGAGGUGUGUUGAAGGGUGUUGGUGGACUAGGAUUAUAGACAGUAUCCUGAACUAGUCCUACAGCGUCCUGCUGGACGUGGGUUCUGGAGAUUUGAACUCAGGUUCCGGAGGAGUCCCUAAGGAUGAAGCUAAGUCUCACCAAGGUCGUUAAUGGCUGUCGCCUAGGCAAAAUACAAAACCUAGGCAAAGCGGAGGACCGCACCAUGGACAUUCCAGGCUGUCUUCUGUACACCAGGACUGGCUCCGCCCCACACCUGACUGAUCACACACUACAUAAGGUCCAGGGGGUUCCGGCCAUGGCCCAGCUUACACUGUCAUCCUGGGCAGAGCAUCAUGAGGUCCUGGCAGAGUAUAAGAAAGGAAUUGGAAACUUUAUAGGUAUGCCAGAUUCGCUCUUCUAUUGUUCCCUGCAUGAUCCAGUGAGCCCCUGCCCAGCUGGCUAUGUAACAAAUAAGUCUGUGUCUGUAUGGGGUGUUGGAGGUCGAGUGGAAAUGACGGUUUCCAAGUUCAUGGCAAUUCAGCAUGCCCUGCAGCCAGACUGGUUCCAGUGCCUCUCAGAUGGUGAGGCAUCUUGUGAGGAAACAACUUCCAGAAAAAGAGCCAGAAAGGCUGUGGACCGAUCACUUCUGUUCUUGGACAACUGCCUGCGGCUACAAGAAGAAUCAGAGCUUCUUCAGAAAAGUACGGUCAUUGGAGUGAUCGAAGGUGGAGAUGUGAUGGAAGAGAGACUGAGGUCGGCACGCGAGACAGCCAAGCGACCCGUAGGGGGCUUCCUCCUGAACGGCUUUCAAGGCAAUCCAAAAAUCCCAGAGACGAGACUGCACCUGCUGUCAUCAGUCACUGCUGAGCUGCCAGAGGACAAACCAAGGCUUAUUUGUGGUGUCAGCAGACCAGAUGAAGUACUCGAGUGUAUUGAGAGAGGAGUGGACUUAUUCGAGAGUUUUUUCCCUUAUCAGGUGACAGAGCGGGGAUGCGCCCUCACUUUCAGCUUUGAUUACCAGCCAAAUCCCGAAGAGUCAUUAUUACAACAAAAUGGGAUACAAGAAGAAGUAAAAUAUGUGGAUCAAAUAAAGAAAAUUAAAACAACCGAUUGCAAUCAAGAAAUGACAUCAUUUGAAAUUAAUCUGAAGGAAAAAAAGUACCAGGAAGAUUUCAACCCCCUGGUGAGAGGAUGCUCCUGCUACUGCUGCCAGAGUCACACGCGUGCUUACGUCCACCAUCUGCUGGUGACCAAUGAGCUGCUGGCUGGGGUCCUGCUCAUGAUGCACAACUUUGAACACUACUUUGGAUUUUUCUGCUCCAUCCGGGAAGCACUAAAGCGUGACACGCUGGUGCAGUUGAAAGAGCUCAUCCUGAGACAAGCAUCUUGAGAACUCAGAGAUCUGACUUUUCCCGUGGAGCUUGUGCCAUCACUGAAACAGGAAAAGAAGCAAUGAUGGGCAAACAUCUGUCCCAAACUGCCCACGUGAGGUGAGAGGUGUUGUCCAGGCACUGAAAUAGGCUCCACUGAUAAUGAGUUGAGCCGUGACCAUUACAUUUUCUGGGCCGACUACUAGUUGAUAGAGAUUCACUUAACUAAAGACAAAGGCCUCGGAGCCAGGCAUGUUGGCACAAGCCUUUACUCCCAGAGAUAGGAGGAUCACUGAGAGUUUGAGGCCACCCUGAGACUGCAUAGCGGAUUCCAGGUCAGCCUGGACUAGAGUGAGACCCCACCUCGAAAAACCAAAAACAAAAAAUAAAAAACACAGGAGAAGAGAGAAGUCUUGGAAGUAGGAGACCAGGUUCGGGGACCGCCGAGAGGCGACGAUUGCAGGAGCGGCUUUGUCCCCUGCACCUGCUGUUGCCUGAGGAAGGCGUCUGUCUGACUCAUCCAUGGCCUUGGGGGUUCUCUGGGCUUCUGUGCCCUGGCAGUGCGGCCACUCAGAAGGGCACCUGUGACAACCCUGCUCACCUCUCCCUGGAAAGCGGGGCCUACACUGUGCUUCUGUGACCUGUUGAUCCAGGUCAGAGUCUUUCAUUUGGCUACUUGGUCUGUUUGUGUCUUCCAAGAGCCAGUGUUUUUGUCUCUUAGGAUCCAAAAAUUUACCUAGCUCCUUUUGUCUGGUGGCACAGAUCCAAAAUAUUCUGCCCCAGGCUCAUAUACAGUCUGACCAUGGAAGGGCUAGUUAGACUCUGUUGCUGGUGGAGAGUGACACCCAUAUCCCUGUGGACAGCCCUGGCCUGGCAAUUCGAUCAGUUUCUGACCCACUUGCCUUUGAGGCUGAGUGAAUAAAUCACCUAACUUCUACCGUGCCUGUGUCUUUACAUAUGUAUUUUAUUUAUUUGUUUUUGAGGAAAGGCAAAUAGACUGGGACCUUGUGCCACUGCAAACAAAUUCUAGACCCAUGUUCCGCUUCGAGCAUCUGGCUUUAUGUUGGUACUGGGGAGUUGAACCUGGGCCAACCUGGGCCGAGAGGCUUUGCAAGCAAACACCUCUAACUGCUAGGCCAUCGCUCCAGCCUUCCAUGCCCGUGUCUUCAUGAACACAUGGGGACAGGCAGAGUGAAUAGGACUAACCUCUGAGCAUCUGCUAGCUUUAAAAUUUGAAUGACCAAGUUUUAAGAGUCCUGGCCAUAAUUGUCACUCUUAUUUACUCAUCACUGUUCAUGUGAAGUUUUUGUUUUGUUUUUUAAUCGCAGCAGUACCAGGAGACAGAGAUACCUAGGAGAUUAAAGGCAUGGGGCCCGUGUUUUAUUGUUGUUGUUG